AUGGCAAAUUCAACAUGUCAUCUUCAGCCAUCGUUAGCUACUACUGUAGCUCUACCAGUCAUCUACUCUUUCCUAUUUCCUGCUGGAAGUUUUGGAAAUAUUCUUGCUGCCUGGAUAUUUUCAAGGCAAGCAUCCACAAAAAGAACACAAUACAUUUACCUGGUAAACUUUGUCACUGCAAAUUUACUCAUAUGUAGCACUAUGCCUUUUCUGGCUGCGUAUUUUGCAAGAGGGUAUCGAUGGACUUAUGACUCUGUAGAAUGUAGAAUAGCAAAUCACCUUGGGACUCUCAUUAUGCACGUCAGUAUGUAUGUUACUAUUACAAUUUUAUGUUCAACUGCCCUAAGUCAGUAUGCCACACUGAAGAAAAAUAGUGACGCACAAUACUCUCAAGCAGUUAAUGAAAACUUUUACGGAUGUGUACUUGAAAAGUUUCGUCAGCCAAAAUUUGCUAAAUAUUUGUGCAUCAUUAUAUGGCUUACUGUGCUCUGCAUAACGGUAAUAGCUAUAAUAUAUAAUGUCAAGGCAGGGCCUAUGGAAGGACAUAGCACAUGCUAUAACAUCAAGGUAGAAGCUGGUGAAUUUACCUCAAUGAUUGCAGGUUCUUUGGCCACUGCAUGUUUUUUUGUAUCUUUUAUGACAGUUUUGUUGUCAUACUAUUCUCUUACCAGACAUCUGAGUAAAAUACAACAAAAUACUUGUAUUGGAGAAAACCAUCUAAUUUACAGAACAGUGAAAAGAAACAUUCUUGUCAUCCAGAUGCUAUUAACUGUCUGCUUUCUUCCAUAUCAUAUUUUUAGGCCAAUUUUUUAUGUACUGCUUAAAAAUAAUGACUGCCCAAGGUUAAACUAUCUAGUGGAAAUUAAAAAUUUCCUUACUUGUGUUGCUGCUGCUAAGAGUAGUUUAGAUCCAGUUAUAACCCUUCUGCUAGGUAAAACAUUUAAGAAAAGUCUGUAUGGCCUGUUUACAAAAUCCACACCAGAACACCACAAAUGUAAAGCUGAUAGUUUCACUGAAAAAACUCCUGAAAUGUGA
Molecule: messenger RNA, 1035 nt
Organism: Pelecanus crispus (Dalmatian pelican)
Lineage: Eukaryota; Metazoa; Chordata; Aves; Pelecaniformes; Pelecanidae
Gene: GPR82
Product: G protein-coupled receptor 82
Biological process (GO): G protein-coupled receptor signaling pathway
Cellular component (GO): membrane
Molecular function (GO): G protein-coupled receptor activity
Source: RefSeq, a predicted model, not a curated record